CUGAGAACUGUGAAGAGAUGUCAUGGCUACUGACAGGAGCUCGUUCAUAGUCAAACAGGACGUUCGACUGAGUCCCUGCUCGAUGUCAGCCGAAUCAAAAGAGGCCCCGACGAACGGCGACAGCAACUCGUUCGUCGAGGUCUACAGUGCUGAAAAUAAUGGACAGCAAUUUCGGAAGGCUGUCAAAGUAAAUUUGACGCCGAGUGCAAUUCCUAAAAGAAGACAAGAGCUGCUUAAAUGGAACGGAUGGGGGUACGCGGACUCAAAAUUCGCCGUGAGGAAAGGAGUAAUUUGGUUCACUGGCAACAGAUAUCCAAUUGGAGAGUUAGAGUUGCCUUAUUUCACCCAGUGGACAAAAGAUGUGUUCAACGUGGACUUGAGCAAGCCAAUCACACCGCAACAACCUACUUCAAAAUUCCCUGAUCCCAUCAUUAACACCGAUUUCAUGGCAGAAAUUAGAAAAUGCAACUUGGCGAUAUCUGAUGAUGGCAUGGACCGGCUGUUUAGAGCACACGGACAUACACUCCAUGACAUCUAUGUCUUGCGAGUUGGGAUGUUUGCCAGAAUCCCAGACUUGGUUAUCUGGCCAGACUCUCAUGAUGAAGUGGUAAAAAUCGUUGAACUUGCCACUAAGUACAAUGUUGUGAUCAUGCCGUAUGGAGGAGGAACCAGCGUCACUUGUGCUAAUUCUUGUCCUGAGGAGGAAAAAAGAAUGAUCGUGUCUCUGGACAUGUCUCAAAUGAAUCGAAUUCUGUGGCUGGACCAGGACAAUCUUGUGGCUUGCAUUGAAGCUGGGAUCAUUGGCCAAGAUUUGGAGAAGGAGCUUAAAUUCCAUGGUUUCACGACUGGCCAUGAGCCAGACUCCCAUGAGUUCUCCAGUCUUGGCGGAUGGGUGGCCACGAGAGCGUCUGGAAUGAAGAAGAAUGUGUACGGCAAUAUCGAAGACCUGCUUGUGCAUGUGCGGAUGGUCACUCCGACUGGCGUAUUGGAGAAGCAUACGCAGGGCCCACGAGUUUCAAUUGGACCUGAUUUUAACCACGUGGUGCUUGGCUCAGAGGGCACCCUUGGCGUCAUCACAGAAGUCGUCCUCAAGAUUCGUCCUCUGCCGGCGUGCAAGAAGUACGGCUCAAUCAUCUUCCCUGAUUUUGAAUCUGGGGUGAAUUGUAUGAGAGAAAUUGCUAAGAAGCGGUGCCAGCCAGCAUCAAUUCGAUUGGUUGAUAAUGAGCAGUUUAAGUUUGGGCAAGCUUUAAAAGCAGAGCCCAGUUUCUUUGGCCACAUAACUGAUGGAUUCAAAAGGUUUUAUGUCACAAAGAUGAAAGGAUACAAUGUUCACAAGAUGGUUGUUGCCACCCUCUUGUUUGAAGGUGAGCAAAGCACUGUUGAAAACCAGGAGAAAAUGGUUUACGAAAUUGCGCAUCAGUUUGGCGGCAUGCCAGCAGGCGAAGUCAACGGCCAAAGAGGAUACACGCUCACUUUUGUUAUAGCUUACAUUAGAGAUCUUGGGUUUGACUUCAACAUUGUCGCUGAGUCUUUCGAAACUUCUGUCCCGUGGGAUAGAACACUAUCCUUGUGUAGAAACGUUAAAGGACGAGUAGCUGCAGAAUGCAAAGCCCGGGGUAUUCUCCACUAUUUGAUGACCUGUCGAGUAACCCAGACCUAUGAUGCUGGCUCUGUGGUUUACUUUUACUUCGCCUUCAAUUAUGGUGACAUGCCGGACCCUUGCCAUGUCUAUGAAGAAAUCGAAGAGGCAGCAAGAAACGAAAUCUUGGCCAGUGGUGGAAGUCUAUCUCACCACCAUGGGAUCGGCAAGGUGCGGAAAAAGUGGUAUAGGCAGCAGGUCUCCAGUCAGGGGGUGCACUUGUUCCGCGCAAUCAAGCACAAGUUGGACCCCACCAACAUUUUUGCUAGUGGCAACCUGGACUCUGGCGAGUUGCAGGCCAAGUUGUGAGUCCACUGUUUUCAUUUUUUCUUGCCAAAUUUCAUUGUGAUCAUGAUAAUGUUUUUCACAACACCAAAUAUCCUGUUCCUUAUAAUUUGCAAGUUAAUUUACAUACUAAAAAAUAAUCAUUCCAAUUUUGAUUGGUAAUUUUUUGCCAUUCAUAUUUGCUCUUGUGUAAGCAUUCUUGAUUAGCUGCUUAUUAGUCAUCUACAAAUAUAUUUGAUAUAGUAACUGAUGGUGCUAACAUUGUGUUAGUCAAGGCACCGUCAUUUUGAGUCACUUUGAUGUUUUAAUUUUAAAUGCAUUCAGUCAAAUUAACCUAAACGUAGCCUGAUGUUAAUUAAUUUAUAUUGUUGUACAUUGGCCACACUGGAGCGUGUUCGUCUAAUAGAAAAGCAUAGUAUUAUUUCAGUAUUUGGAUUUGAGCGUAUGUGAUGGUGCAAUCAAAUACGUAUACCCCCUGCAUUUUGAAGAAUCUAUUAAAAAAACGCACUCUCAGUAUUCUAUUUUAUUUUGUUUUUCAAUAACCUCGGUAUAUAUAUAUAUAUCGAAAAAAUAUGAUCCCAUCUUCGCAAAGCUACCUUAAUUUUUAGGUUACAUUAUCGCGUAGAAAGUAUUAAAAUGUUGCUAUAAGUAUUCCUGCUGAACCACCAGGAUCUCCUAUUAUGUUACCCAGAAACCUAAUUCUGUAGUCUUGUUGCUGCGAUAUAGCGUUUGCUUUGUAACUCUUGUCAUUACCCAACAGAAAUGUUUACAAAAUAAACCAGUUUUUCUUAUGUGUGUACAAAUCAA
Molecule: messenger RNA, 2731 nt
Organism: Cloeon dipterum
Lineage: Eukaryota; Metazoa; Arthropoda; Insecta; Ephemeroptera; Baetidae
Gene: Agps
Product: alkyldihydroxyacetonephosphate synthase
Exons: 12
Coding region: 23-1948 (641 amino acids)
Biological process (GO): lipid biosynthetic process
Cellular component (GO): peroxisome
Molecular function (GO): alkylglycerone-phosphate synthase activity; FAD binding
Source: RefSeq, a predicted model, not a curated record